AACGAUCAUUAAUCGCUGCAGUGGACAACGAAUAAAAAACGAGCCACGCGAACGUUUCAUAAGCAUUCCAGCAGCGUGAUAAGUAUGUGAAUAGACAGUUCCUAUUCAGAAUAAUAGAGAGAUCUGCAUUCGAACACUUGUCAAAGUUCAAAUAAAACUAGGGCGAAGAAAAAGGUAAGCUUCAAAUAAUGUUUGACAUUUUUAGUAGGCUUACUGUCUCCUAAUUACUUAUUUUCUUACAUUUGCAUCGACCACGUCUAUGUUACGAUAAACUAGAAAUCAAAUUCCAAACUAGAAAUGAGCUGACGACGGCUCGAAGUAAUUUGCAAAAUCAUUGUGAUCCCUGAACAUGUGAACUUCGAUAACCUCGACCAGAUAGCACUAACUAUGGAACGGUUGAGACUUUAUAGAAGCAUUUGGUCAGAUGCCAGAUAACAGCGAGCCUGUAUCGACCAGCCAUCGGUGAUUAUAUAAAGAACCAUUCAAUGAUACUUCAGAAUCUCAGAAUGGGAGGAAAUAUCAUUGCCGUCAUCGCUCUGGCCGUGCUUUCCAUCAUCACGCCAAAUUGGGCCAAAGUAAAAGUGACCCAGGUGCAAGUGCUAUUCAGACAUGGGGAGAGAACUCCACUUUCUAAAGAGCUGUACCCAAACGACAUCUACAAUAUCUCCACCUAUGAUGAGUGGGGCCUUGGCCAGUUGACAAACACUGGAAAGAUGCGGGAGUACCAGCUGGGAAUGGUGCUGAAAGAUCGGUACGAAGACUUGCUGGGCCCUACCUAUGUACACAGUGAUGUUUACGCCCUCAGCUCAAACUUCGAUCGUACAAAGAUGUCCCUUCAGCUGGUUCUGGCCGCCCUUUUUCCCCCUUCAGCAAAUCAAGUCUGGAAUCCCGAUUUGCCCUGGAUGCCUAUCCCCAUUCACUCCGUACCGAAAAGUAUCGACAUCCUGUUCCGGGCCCACGAGUGUCCAAAAUUCCAGGAGGCGUAUUCUCGGAUAGAACGACUUCCACACUUCCAGGAGCAGUUCGCAAUACACAAAAACUUUUUCGAGUUCCUUUCGGAAAAAACUGGCCUCAAUAUUACGGAUCCGGUACCGGUUUACGAGAUCCAAGGUCUUCUGGCUGCACAGAAAGGAAUGAACUUAACUUUGCCCGAAUGGUGUACGCAAGCUGUCUUCGACCACAUGAGCGAGCUCGCUGUCCUCUACUACCAUAUGAGGAGUUACACGCCGGAGGUUAAGAGGCUGGAAAGCGGACCGUUGGUGAAAAAAUUCAUCGACAACAUGAAGCUCGAUAGAACGCAAGAAAAACCACGGAAGAUUUACCUUUACAGUGGCCACGAAAUCACCGUUUCUGCUUUUCUCAAAGCUCAUGGAAUCCUCGAACCCAAAAUUCCGCUCUUCGGUACUGCAGUCAUGGUCGAACUGCUCCAGAACAAAAGUGGAAAGCGUUUCAUAAGGAUGAUGCUGUGGACUGGAGUAACGGAGCAGCUGAAAACGCUUCGGUUACCUGGCUGUAGAUCCAUCUGCCCAAUUGAGAAGUACUUAGAGCUAACUCGAGAAAUUAUACCGUCACAGGAGGAACUUGAUUGUCAUUACAGGCGACUCACUCUAAGCGUAUUCCGUGGUUUCACCGAUGACCAAGUAUACUACAAUUGACGAGGGGAAGAAGAGGCAUUCAAUAGUCGAAGAUUGUUCUGUCAUCCAUAUGUUUUCCAAUUUAAUAUAAAAUUACUCAGCA
This is a messenger RNA of Neodiprion fabricii, 1737 nucleotides long. RefSeq names its product venom acid phosphatase Acph-1-like. NCBI's taxonomy places the organism in Eukaryota, Metazoa, Arthropoda, Insecta, Hymenoptera, Diprionidae. Gene Ontology annotation, biological process: dephosphorylation. The transcript has 6 exons. The coding region runs from base 486 to 1655 and encodes 389 amino acids. Gene Ontology annotation, molecular function: phosphatase activity. The record is from RefSeq and is a predicted model, not a curated record.